GGAAUAUUUGUUGGUUGAACUAGUUGGCGAAGAACAAGGUAUAGGAGAUGUUAGGAAUCUAGGAAAAAGGAAGCAUGAUGAACAUUUAGUAAAUGAGAAGCCCAAUAAAAGGGGAAGUCGAAAAAGACAUUAG
Dentiscutata heterogama is the source of this 133-nucleotide messenger RNA. Lineage: Eukaryota; Fungi; Glomeromycota; Glomeromycetes; Diversisporales; Gigasporaceae. The record is from the annotation of a GenBank genome assembly.